AUGUUUACAUUCUUGUAUUUGUUACAGCCUGUGAAGAAUAAGUCUCCUUCUUCUGCUGUUAAGAAAAAAGCUUCUCUUCAGUCACCUAAAUCUGAAGUAGUUAUUGGUGAUCCCAGUCAGAUGUGGUCUCCCCGAUGGAAUCAUACUCAAUAUUCUUCUACAAGGGUUGAUCACUGUAUGAAGCAGAAAGUUGUGGAUAAUUUGAAAAGGAAUUUGUCUGAGGAGCAACUUAAACUGUUUAAGGAGACUUCUUUUGGUUUUGUUUUGGAUUUGCCUGCUUUUAGUUUGCAUGGUCAAGUGAUACACUCUCUCCUGUCAAGACAGCUUAAUCAUCCGCAACGAGACGAACUUUGGAUUGGUGUUAACAAUUUAAGAAUUAGAUUCAGCAUAGAGGAAUUUGCUGUGCUAACUGGUCUGAAUUGUGUUGGGGAAAUUCAGAAGAUUGUUGAUGUUGAUAAGACUAAUUCUUUGGUCGAGAAGUAUUUUGUUGGCGUAUCCAAGUUGAACAGACAGUCCGUUACAGAGUGCUUUUUGUCUAAGCGAUGGGAGUCGGACGAAGAUGCUGUUAAAAUUGCUUUUUUAUAUGUGUUAGAAAUAUAUUUUAUGUCUGCUGUUGAUGUUACUUUGGUGGAGCGGCACCAUUUAGAUAUUAUUGAUUCCGGGGACUAUAACUCAUACCCGUGGGGUAAAGAAGUUUUUGCUGUCACUCUUAGGUCGUUUAAGAGCAAACAUAUUUGCCAAAAGCAAGAAUAUGGUUAUUACAGAGUGGUUGGCUUUCCUAUUGUCCUGCAAUAUCUGUUUUAUGAGUGCUUCCCGACUUCAGAUGGUGUUAUUUCUACGAAGCUUGGCAGCUAUAUUCCAAGAUGCUUGAACUGGAGUGUUGGCAAAUCUGUGAAUUUGAGUGUGUUGGACACUGAGUUUUUCAGUUUAGGGUCCAAGCUGGAGUAUACAAGGAUUAUACCUACCACUGAUGAAAGGAAUAGCUUAAUGUUGGAUGGCUUUUUUGGAAUACAGAAGAAGCAAGCUGCUUCUGAUAGAAGACAAAGUGUUGAUGCUGUAGCUGAUGAUUUAAUUGACACAAAUGCUGUAAAUCCUAGUCAAUCAACAGGAAAUCAACAUAAUCUUAACACUGUUUUUGAGAAGGUCUGUAACCUUGAGAAGCAAAUUAUGAGUAUGAAAUCUGAGCAGAAUCAUGUUAAGAAGCAAAUGGAAGAUUAUCAUGUUGAUUUGAAAAAGGACAUUUCAGAAGUUGGUGCUGCUCUUAACAGUUUUGUGAUAAAGAUGAACCAAUUUUUUGAGAAAUCAGCUGAUGUUGCGGUAUAUUUUUAAUUCAUUUUAUAUAUUGUUUUAAUUUAUUUUUAAUAUUG
Molecule: messenger RNA, 1367 nt
Organism: Mercurialis annua (annual mercury)
Lineage: Eukaryota; Viridiplantae; Streptophyta; Magnoliopsida; Malpighiales; Euphorbiaceae
Exons: 3
Coding region: 1-1329 (442 amino acids)
Source: RefSeq, a predicted model, not a curated record